AUGCCUCUAAACCCCCACCGCCGAACAGACUCCCAACCAACAUACAGAACCUCAAUCCUCCCAAACACAACAGGCUCAUCAACACCUUACAACAGUACCCAAACCACCACCACCACCACCAACCCCGGACCCAGCACUAGCAGCAGCAGCGGCCCAAGCUCAAUGUCAACAGCCAAACAACGCCAAUACGCCCACCUCCACUCCCAACUAGCGCAAUUAAACGCCAACCUAGCCGAUACGGAGAACCUGCUCCGCAUGACGGCCGUGCAGGCGGGUGAUAUGCGUUUUUUGGGCGGGUAUGUCGGUGCGUUGUUUAUGGGGUCUGCGAAGGUUAUUGGGGAGGAGGGGGUUAAGGGGCAGGCUGAUCCUGAUCCGCAGGGUCAGGGUCGGGGUCAUGAGGUUGCUGUUAAGGUUGAGGGGGAUGAGGAGUGA
This is a messenger RNA of Penicillium cosmopolitanum, 432 nucleotides long. RefSeq names its product DASH complex subunit HSK3 family protein. The transcript has a single exon. NCBI's taxonomy places the organism in Eukaryota, Fungi, Ascomycota, Eurotiomycetes, Eurotiales, Aspergillaceae. Gene Ontology annotation, cellular component: DASH complex. The record is from RefSeq and is a predicted model, not a curated record. Gene Ontology annotation, biological process: attachment of spindle microtubules to kinetochore. Bases 1 to 432 code for a protein of 143 amino acids.